Ilex paraguariensis (yerba mate) is the source of this 1152-nucleotide messenger RNA. Lineage: Eukaryota; Viridiplantae; Streptophyta; Magnoliopsida; Aquifoliales; Aquifoliaceae. The record is from the annotation of a GenBank genome assembly.
AUGGCACUAGCGGCAUUGAGAAGUCGAGGUAGGGUUUCUAAGCUUAUUUGUUCGAAUAUUUUGAAUUCUGUCCCUUAUUUAUAUCAAUUGGUCUUGAGAAGUCGUCUGGCAAUGCCUCUUUCGAUGAGAGUACACUCAUUUAGCUCCAUGGAUGGUGGUCCUAUUCCAUUACCAUCAGAGCGAAGAACUACCGAGCACACGAUGAAAGAAGGUGAUGGACGAUUAUAUGACAUUGGCCCCACCCAGGUUCCUCCAGAGCCCAUACCUAAUUGGCCCUUGAGGGGCGAACGUCUUUCGCCUAGAAAGUUCCAACUUAGCGAUCACAAUGAGCAUGGCGGGGUAUACAAAUACGGAUGCGAGAAGUCUUUAACUGCCGCCAAUACCCCCCACCUGAAGAAUUUGAAGAACUAUAACAAUAGACCUUCUAGGAUAGGCGAUGAUGAUUUUCUUGAAAAAUUCAAGCUUAGAUUUGAUAAAGGGGAAAAUUUCCUUCCAAAUUCAACAACCCCUCAACUCUGCCGAGAAGCAGAGGAGGCAAAGUGGGACCACCAAGCAACACCUGAGCCACCUUUACCACCACCACCACUACAGGAUGCAGAUGAGAUCUUUAAGAAGAUGAAAGAAACUGGUCUCAUUCCCAAUGCCGUGGCAAUGCUUGAUGGCCUCUGCAAGGAUGGGCUGGUCCAAGAAGCCAUGAAACUUUUUGGUUUGAUGCGUGAGAAGCGUACUAUCCCCGAAGUUGUGAUAUACAUGGCUGCGGUGGAAGGCUUUUGCAAGGCCCAGAAACUUGACGAUGCCAAGAGCAUUUUCAAGAAAAUGCAAAACAAUGGAAUCAAUCCUAAUGCAUUCAGUUACACAGUCUUGAUCCAGGGGCUCUAUAAAGGCAAUCGGUUGCAGGAGGCCCUUGACUUUUGUGUGGAGAUGCUGGAGGCCGAUCACUCUCCGAACUUGGCUACUUUCACGGGUUUGGUUGAUGGUUUUUGUAGGGAGAAAGGUGUUGAAGAAGCCCAAAGCACAAUCACAGCAUUGAGGCAGAAAGGUAUUUUUUUUGACCAGAAAAAUGUUACAGAGUUUUUGGACAAGAAAGGACCGUUCUUGCCAUUGGUUUGGGAGGCAAUCUUGGGAAAGAAAAGCUCACAGAGAACUUUGUGA